Molecule: messenger RNA, 502 nt
Organism: Centruroides sculpturatus (bark scorpion)
Lineage: Eukaryota; Metazoa; Arthropoda; Arachnida; Scorpiones; Buthidae
Product: armadillo segment polarity protein-like
Exons: 1
Biological process (GO): cell adhesion; positive regulation of transcription by RNA polymerase II
Cellular component (GO): catenin complex; adherens junction
Molecular function (GO): alpha-catenin binding; cadherin binding; transcription coactivator activity
Source: RefSeq, a predicted model, not a curated record
AAUCUUUUAUAAUUCAAUAAUUCAAUAAUUGUUAAAGGUGAAAUUGAGAAUGAGUUAUACUCCUUCCAACACUGCAGUAGGAAGAACAAUGUUACAUCGAAAUUACGGAACACCCGAAGUACCAGUUUCUAAUCCAAAAGAACAGACAAUGAUUUGGCAACAAAAUUCAUAUCAUGUAGAUUCAGGGAUCCAUUCUGGAUCAAAUACACAGGCUCCAUCUGUAACAGGUAAAGAUGAAGAGAUGGAUACUAAUCAAAUGUUGUUUGACUGGGAACAAAGAGAAUUUGGUCAAGGAUUAACAAAUGAACAAGUUGAUGAAAUAAAUCAACAAUUAAGCCAAACAAGAUCACAACGUGUUCGAGAAGCAAUGUUUCCAGAAACACUUGAAGAAGGAAUUGAAAUUCCUUCUACUCAGUUUGAUACUAGUCGUCCAACUGCUGUUCAGAAAUUAUCAGAACCUUCUCAAAUGUUGAAACAUGCAGUUGUAAAUAUAAUAAAUUAU